AUGAGUCUUAGUUGUAACUGCUCUCAAGUUAUUGUGAAUGUUGAUAUUCCAGAAGCUACUGAGCUUCAUCAAUUCUUUUCUCAGCAAAACGUGCCAAUCGAAGCAAUUUCAGGUCAACUCAUUACAGCAGUAUUCACAAAAUCAUCAACCUUUAGAAAGGUAACGAUUCAAGAUGUUGCUAACACCACUGUUGAGGAGUUGGAUAGAAUUCCGCAAAAAGAAAAGGAGCCUGCCAAAACAAAGAUGUUCUUUGUUAGGUCUCAUGUUCUGAGCUCUCCCAAUCAAGGAGAUUUUUUCUAUCCAGCUUGUAGUAAUCCUGAUUGCAAAGGAAAGAAAAUGAAAAAGGACGCGGAUCAAAUGGAUCCAACUUUGAGAUGUCCUUCAUGUGGUGGAACUGAGAUGACUUACAGAUACAUGGCUUCGCUUAUAUUAGCUGAUUAUUCAAGCUCUCUCUUCGUGACUGCCUUUGAUAGUGCCAUGACUGCAUUACUUGACAAAAGUGCUUACGAUUUUGCAACUUUGGACGAGAAUUCAAGACGUGAAUCGAUCAGUGAGAUGACAUUCGAAUGUGCCACUUACAGGAUAAGAGCUUCCGUUCCUCAACAAGGUGACAAAGUGAGAUUUACCUUGAUGGGAAUGAAGAGGAUUGAGAACUGGGAGAAAGAAGCAGGAUCUUCUCUUCGUGCUAUCAAGUCUUACAUGAAUGCAUUUGGUCUCAAGUAG
Messenger RNA from Naegleria lovaniensis, 723 nucleotides. RefSeq lists its product as uncharacterized. The record is from RefSeq and is a predicted model, not a curated record. Lineage: Eukaryota; Heterolobosea; Eutetramitea; Acrasida; Naegleriidae. The coding region runs from base 1 to 723 and encodes 240 amino acids. The transcript has a single exon.